AAUUUGAUUCAUCCAGAGAAAUCGUAUUCAUUUCAAAAGUGUUAGAAUUCAUUUUGAGGUACCUAUUCAAGUAUGUGAAUACCCGAGCCCCGAGCUGUAUUCGAGUACUUUUAUAUUCUGUAUUCGAUUUCCAAUCACCACUGCAAUUUUUAUUUCCGUUUACUGCUUCACCAAUGCCUUUUAGCCUUUUGAGCUAACUGAGAAAAAAAACUUUCUACUGCUAGGGAUAGCCUACACAGUGUACAUGAAACCAACACAAGUAGUCAUCAAGUCAAUAUUUACUACUAUUUAACACUGUUCUUCACUAUACUGUAAUUGACAGUACUUGAAGUUGGAAUUGAAGUGCAGACGUUUCACCUAUAAUAAUACGUUUCAGUGAACCAAAUAAUGGGCGAUUCAUUCCUUACUUUCUUACUAUCAGAGAUUGAGUUGUGCUUGAAUCAUCGACAGGGAUUUCUUCAUGUGAAGGAUUUUAACAAAGAAAAUGGAAAUCCAGGUUCACUUUUGACCAAUGUGAUACUUCAAACCUCAGGGAGCCAGAAUGGUGGAGAACCCCUUUCUGUUAUACAGAAAGCUGAGUUCAGACAGUGGAUUGAGUACAUUUCUAUUUAUGGACACCUCUUGCAAAAUUCUUCAUCAUCCCAACCAGUGCUCAAGGAACUCAACGAUGUAUUAUGUGCGAAAUCAUUUUUUACAAGCAGUUCAUAUCCAACCAUUAUUGAUGCAGUGUUUUAUGGUAUUCUUCACAAAAUUAUGAGCUCUAUUACCUUCCAAGAAAAGGAACAAUAUGUGAACCUGUCUCUGUGGUUUAACACCCAUUGUGCGGCACUCCAGAAGUAUGGUAACUUUCAGCAAGAAUACUAUGUAUACAUAAUGUUUCAGAGCUCCAUUACCUUCCAAGAAAAGGAACAAUAUGUGAACCUGUCUCGGUGGUUUAACACCAUCCAGCAUGAUUCCAUUGUGCGGCGCUCCAGAAGUAUGGUAACUUUCAGCAAGAAUACGUUGUAUACUUAAUGUCAACAUUACCUGAUAUUACUUUGUAAUAAAAAGUUUCAUUUACAA
Messenger RNA from Homalodisca vitripennis (glassy-winged sharpshooter), 1062 nucleotides. RefSeq names its product eukaryotic translation elongation factor 1 epsilon-1 (gene AIMP3). Gene Ontology annotation, biological process: positive regulation of DNA damage response, signal transduction by p53 class mediator. Lineage: Eukaryota; Metazoa; Arthropoda; Insecta; Hemiptera; Cicadellidae. The record is from RefSeq and is a predicted model, not a curated record. Bases 388 to 1014 code for a protein of 208 amino acids. The transcript is spliced from 4 exons. Gene Ontology annotation, cellular component: aminoacyl-tRNA synthetase multienzyme complex; nucleus; cytoplasm.